Messenger RNA from Phanerochaete carnosa HHB-10118-sp, 1691 nucleotides. RefSeq lists its product as uncharacterized. Gene Ontology annotation, molecular function: N6-(1,2-dicarboxyethyl)AMP AMP-lyase (fumarate-forming) activity; (S)-2-(5-amino-1-(5-phospho-D-ribosyl)imidazole-4-carboxamido) succinate lyase (fumarate-forming) activity. Lineage: Eukaryota; Fungi; Basidiomycota; Agaricomycetes; Polyporales; Phanerochaetaceae. The transcript has 7 exons. The record is from RefSeq and is a predicted model, not a curated record. Gene Ontology annotation, biological process: 'de novo' AMP biosynthetic process. Gene Ontology annotation, cellular component: cytosol. The coding region runs from base 375 to 1577 and encodes 400 amino acids.
AAAACAUGGAGGCUUUCGACACCUACCAGACGCCGCUUGCCAGGUGGGCCUCCCCCGGGAUACAUGUCCACGAACUUAGGACUGAGGCAGGGCGAGGGCAGCCGUUAUGCAAGUAAGGAGAUGGCGCAUCUCUUCUCCCCGGCGGUAUGCUGCACGCCAGGUUGCUUAGAGCAAUAACGAUCGACAGAUCCAACUAUUACUAGAAUCGCUUCUACACAUGGCGGAAGCUCUGGCUCAACCUCGCCGUUGCGGAAAAGCAGCUCGGCCUACCCAUCUCGGACGAGGCCAUCGAGCAGAUGAAAGCGAACCUGCAUCUGGAUGAGAAGCAAUUUGAAACUGCUGCGGUGGAGGAGAAGAAACGGCGUCACGAUGUCAUGGCGCAUGUGCAUACUUUUGGUCAGGUCGCGCCCGCUGCUGCAGGCAUAAUCCAUCUUGGAGCAACCUCGUGUUAUGUCACUGACAACGCUGACCUGAUCUUCAUCCGCGAAGCCCUUACACUUAUCAUCAAUAAGCUGGCCGUCGUCAUUGACCGACUAUCCAAGUUUGCCAAGGAGUAUCGCGACCUUCCCACCCUUGGCUUUACCCACUUCCAACCCGCACAGCUGACUACUGUCGGCAAACGUGCAACCUUGUGGCUCCAGGAGCUGCUCUGGGACUUGCGUAACCUCAAGCGUGCCCGCGACGACAUCGGCUUCCGCGGUGUGAAAGGCACGACAGGCACGCAAGCGAGCUUUCUCGCGCUCUUCGACGGUGAUCACGCCAAGGUCGAGGAGCUCGACACGCUCGUAACGGAGCUGUCUGGGUUCGUGUACGCAUACCCCGUCACGUCGCAGACGUACUCGCGUAAGGUUGACAUCGACGCGCUCGCGCCGCUCGCGAGCUUUGGGGCGACGGCGCACAAGAUCGCGACGGACUUGCGGCUGUUGGCGAACCUGAAGGAAGUCGAGGAGCCGUUCGAGAGCACGCAGAUCGGGUCGUCGGCCAUGGCGUACAAGCGGAACCCGAUGCGCUCAGAGCGGGUGUGCUCGCUCGCGCGGCACCUGAUGGUCAUCCACCAGAACGCGCUGAUGACGGCGAGCGUGCAGUGGUUCGAGCGCACCCUUGACGACAGUGCCAACCGCCGCAUCACGCUCCCCGAGGCGUUUUUAACUGCAGAUAUCGUGCUGACGACCCUACAAAAUGUCUCUGAGGGCCUCGUCGUGUACCCAAAAGUCAUCGCCCGCCGCAUCGCUCAGGAGCUACCGUUCAUGGCGACGGAGAACAUCAUCAUGGCGAUCGUCAAGAAAGGCGGGGACCGGCAAGAGGCGCACGAGAAGAUCCGUGUGCUCUCGCACGAGGCCGCACACCAGGUCAAGCAGCUCGGGCUCGACAACGACCUGAUUGAGCGCGUGAAACAGGACGCGUACUUCGACCCAAUCAAGGGCGAGCUGGACGCGCUUCUGGACCCGAGCACGUUCAUUGGCCGGGCGCCGCAGCAGGUCGACAAGUUCCUUGCGGAGUGGGUCGAGCCGGCACUUGCAGACCCGGCGCUGCAAGUUGUCCUUGCAAAAGAUGAAAAGGCGGAGCUCAACGUUUAAGAGGGUAAGAGCCGAAAGUGUACAAAAUUGUGUGGCCUUGUUGAAUGAAUAGAUAAAUUGAGGGCUUCCUCUUACACAGAUAUAGAACGAAAAUCAAUGUAUAAAUUAGAUUUA